Molecule: messenger RNA, 1779 nt
Organism: Adineta steineri
Lineage: Eukaryota; Metazoa; Rotifera; Eurotatoria; Adinetida; Adinetidae
Source: the annotation of a GenBank genome assembly
AUGUUAUCAUCCCGUUUUACAAAAAAUACUCUGGAAAAAUUACCUGAUGAAUUACUUCUCUCAAUUUGUCGAUAUUUAUCAUCCGCAGAUGUACUUUUUUCUUUCUAUGGACUUAAUUCUCGAUUAUCUCAAACAAUAAGUGGUUAUUAUCAACAUGUUGUUAUUGCUAAACUUCCAUAUACACAAUUUCAUUGUAUAUGUACAUCGAUUUUACCUCAUGUUGGUUUAAAUAUUUCUUCAUUAGUCAUUAGUAAUCAAUGGAAAGGUGUUUUAUCUACAUUAUUUUUAAAUUAUUUCAGUGAUAAAAUGUCUUUGAUAUUUCCACAAUUAAAACAUUUAACAUUUAUAUCAUUUAAUUCUAAUUCAUUAAAAUUAUUUCUUAAUUCUCUACAAAAUCUUCCACAAUUACGUGGAAUUAAUUUAUAUUUUCAAUACGAUGGAUCGAUUGAUUCCGAUGGCUCUGAAACAUUAUUAGAUAGACUAUUUUCUGCCAAUAAUAAUCGAUUAAAUUCCAUAUUAUUUGAUGAUGAAUCAAUUAUUUUCUCUGUUGAUGAUAAAAUUUGUAAUAGAUUUUAUUGUAAUAUUCAAAAAUUAAGUCUUGAUAUAAAAACAUUAUGUGAUCUUCAUCAACUUCUUACAAUUUUACCUCAACUUAUAUCAAUAACUGUAACUAUAAAUGAAGAUUCAUCAAUACCAGACAAUAUAAAUACUUGUACACCAGUUCAUAGUUUAAAAGAAUUACAAUUACAAUCAUUUAGUCCAUCAUGGAGUUAUGAUGAACUUGCAUCUAUUUUAAAACGUAUUCCUAAUGUUGAGAUUCUUUCAAUUUCAAUUGAAACUUAUGAUGAUGAACGUUUAAUUGAUGGAAAAAAAUUUAGUCUAUUACUUUCAAAUUUAUCUUUACAUAAAUUUAAUUAUUUUCUUCAAUAUUAUAAUUCAUCGUCUUCUUCGCUUGUUGAUUCAAAAAAAAUUGUUUCGAGUUGGAAAGAAUUUAAUCAAAAAUUUAUUUGUAUUAAAAAUGAUGAGAAAAAAUUAAUAGCUCUAUAUACUGUCCCAUUUAUAUUUUCUUAUUUAAUUUUACAUGGUACAUUAGCUCGAAAUGAAAUUUUCAUUGAUAGUUAUGCAUCUCAAGUUAAAAUGUUAACUUUAUAUGAAGUUUCAACUGAUUUAGUUGAUAUUUUUUCGAUUAUUAAAAAAUCUCGUCAAAUACAAAGACUUAAUAUACGAAUGGAUGAAAAAAUAGUACCACAAAGUUUACAACAAAUUCAUCUUGGUAAAUUACCUUAUCUUACGAAAGUUUUAGCAUGGCGUGGAUCAUCAGUUAAUAUGGAAUAUUUUCGAAGAUUACUUGAAAUAGCACCGAAUUUAUAUCAUUUAGAAGUUAAUUUUGAAUUUAUUCAAUCAUUACUUGAUAAUGAAUAUAUAUGUGAAUUAUUUCGACGUCGUAUAACUCAUCUGUAUAUAUCUAUACCUAUAACAAUAGAUGUUGAAUCAGUUGUUUCGUCAAUAUCUCGUCUUACAACAAUAGCUACAUCUUUAAAACAUUUCUAUCUCAGUUUAUUAAAAGAUUAUAAAGCAUCGGAAUUAACAAUUUUAGAUAUUCUCAAAUAUUUACCUAAUUGUCAUUGUCUUAUAUCAUUUGGAAUUGUAGAUAUUAUUAUAACAAAAGAACUCGUAUCAAAAGAUAUUCAUCAAUGGAUAUUGGAAAAUUCUACUUUAUAUGAUUAUAAACCAUUUUUUGUUGAUUAUACAGGAAAUAUAUUUCGAUUGUGGUUUUAA